AUGAUGCUAAAUAAUUAUUUGCCCCCCUCCUCCCCCGAUAGAGGAAGAUCUUCUGCCUUCCCAUUCCAUCUCUCUAGAGUUCCAGCCUCAGUUGCCUUCCAUGUUGGCUUCCCAUUUCUGAUGAAAUCCCUCUCAUCACGGUCCCUCCCUCACCUUUUCCUUCCUGUCCUCGACGCGAGAUCCAACGUUGACUAUUCGACGUCCUUCGUUGACUCUUCACUCCUGUUUGAGGGCGGCGGUCGGACUACAGACGAGCUGUCGAGUUCCGUCCACGUAAGGUCGUGGCAUCCUUCGUCUCUCUUCUACCCUCGCCAUGCCGACAUCUCUUCCCCUGGAUUUCUUCCAGAGAUUCUCACAGGAAGACCCGCCGCCUAAUAGGCCGGUCUAUAGGCGCAUACAGCUACUCUCUCUCUCUCUCUCUCUCUCUCUCUCUCUCUCUCUCUCUCACCUAAAGCCUUUGACCUUAGAUGUGUGGGUCUCAUCUCCUCUCUCUCUCUGUAGUGAAGAACCCACAAGUCAACGGCCACAAACAAGAAGUGGGAAUAUUAUGGCUAGUUGUUGAUUUGAUCAUGUGUCCUCUUGAACCAUAUAUUAAAAACCGACUAGGUCAUCCUGGCUUUUUUCUGAUUUCUACCCGCGUGAGAUUGGACUGGAAUAAGGAGGUGAUUUUCAACAAGAAGAAGACAAUAUCAGGAAAAUUACCUUUUUACUAACUUUAGUUCUUCUUAUCCAUAUUAUUAAUCGCGUCCUUGUUAGCAUUCUGAGCACAUGAUUCAUGGAGGACUCAAUUUUUAUGUUAUGUUUAUUUCGGUUAGCAUAAAUCGGUCGGAUAAUGUUGAGGGAAAAUGGGGUAAAAAUGAAAAUUUAGCCUUGAGUCAACGAACUUCUAAUUCACAUGAAUGUCAGCUUACAUGCUCCCUAUAACCAACCUUUGGGAGAAAUAUCCGUCUGCUGAGUCUAUAGUUGAUGAUAGUCGAUGUGAAUUUAAUCCAGCUUUUAGAUGAGCCGUGUUGUGCAUUCUCAUCAGUUACUGUCCAGAAGGAGAGCUAAAUCUUGCGAAAAUGAAAUUAAUUCAUGUGAUUAGUCCAACAUGAUCCUAUUGGAAACUCUAGAGAGAGAUAGAUAGAGAGAGAGAGAGAAGAGAGAGAGAGAGAUAGAUAGAGAGAGAGAGAGAAGAGAGAGAAGAGAGAGAGAGAGAGAGAGAGAGAGAGAGAGAGAGAGAGAGAGAGAGAGAGAGAGAGAGAGAGAGAGAGAGAGAGAGAGAAUUUAGAGGGCAGUUCGUCUUCUUUCUUGCGGCUCUGA
Messenger RNA from Spirodela intermedia, 1302 nucleotides. The record is from the annotation of a GenBank genome assembly. Lineage: Eukaryota; Viridiplantae; Streptophyta; Magnoliopsida; Alismatales; Araceae.